Molecule: messenger RNA, 953 nt
Organism: Cygnus atratus (black swan)
Lineage: Eukaryota; Metazoa; Chordata; Aves; Anseriformes; Anatidae
Gene: BLACAT1
Product: BLACAT1 overlapping LEMD1 locus
Exons: 3
Coding region: 144-245 (33 amino acids)
Source: RefSeq, a predicted model, not a curated record
CGGCGUUCAAAGCAAACAUGAUGCUCAGCGUGAACAGAAGGACGAGCCUGCUGGCAGGUACACAGCGCGGACGCUGAGCCCGGCAGGGCCGGCUGCUGGGAGAGGUCUCCUCGGGGGCCCCCACGCCUCUCCUGCUCCGGGUGAUGCCCCAGUUCACCUUCGCGUGCUUCUGCGGGCUCCAUGGCUUCUGCAAGAUGAAGAGGAAGAAGGAGGAAUCCAGCGCGGAGCAGGAGACGGCGGUGUGAGGAGCAGACGGGCCUCGGGACGCCGGAGCUGCCGGGGGGGGACAUUUGGUGCCCCUUCUCCUCUCGCCUCACCAGGGACCAGCUCCCUUCACGCUGCGGAGAGACCUGCUUGGCCAGGAGAGAGCCGAAACAGAGGAAUGGCCACACCGAGAGGCACAAGGAGGCGUUGCGGACAUUAUCUGGGUGCUGCAGACAUCCUGCACGGACUCCCCAAGCCCUCGGCAACCCAACGGCCACUGUCGGAUGCUGCCUGGAUCCCAGCAGGGCAGAGGAUUCCCCCCUGAGCCCGCUGCCAAGGCACACAGACAGACCCCCAAGGGGUUUUCAGUAGCCAGGGCCAGGCCUUGUCCCUCCCGGAGCCGUAGUGCUGGGAGGCUGGCCUGGGGUGGUAAGUGGUCUCGCUGCUGCAGAACAGGCCGAACUAAAAACAAGCCGUACUUUCAAUUAUUAUUUUUUUUUAAGCAUCUCUCGAGAAAAUGCCUGGGACUGCAAGAAGCCAUUCUCCACUCUUUGGCUGUGCCUGGCCCCACAGCUGCAGCACACCGAAGCAUUUCGGGGACACCAAAUGCACCAACCAGCUUGGACACAGCUCCCGUGGGACCAGGGCGGAGGGGACACGGCAGUGGUGACACCUGCCUGCAGGCACCUGAGCAAUGUGGCUCAGCGGGGGAUUGAUCUUGGUUGGCAAAUGGGCCAGCAGCCCCGAGC